AUGGGGACUGGGAGCAGCUGCCUCAGGGCAUCCCAUCGAUCCUGGGGAUUACUGGGGUCACUCGGUGAGAAUUUGGGGGUCCCAGCCACAGGUCAGGGGCCUCCAGUCCCAGCCCGGCUCAAGGACAGAUUAAAGCGUUCAUUGCUUUGCUCGAACAGGUCUGGGCUCCCUCUCUGGGGUGCCGACGUGUCCCCAGGUGUCGGUGACAGCCCGAGGGGCGGUGACAGCAGCCCUGCUGGCCUGUGCCACACCUCCCGUGCCAGCCGUGCCCUCGUGGCUCCGGCAGCAGCUCCAACAGGUCUUUCCAGUCCCGGAGCCUCCGGGAGCUGCCAUCGGCGGGCGGCACCCGGGGACAAGGAAAAUCCGCCGCCUCGCCUUGUUUGGCUUUCACUUUGUCACUGGGAGCUGGAAUUAAUCACCGGGCAGCGGUCGGUGCCGGAGGAAGGGUCGCUGUCACGCCAGGCUGUGCCACCCGGGGCCGGGCAUCGCCGGGAGGAGCAGCCCCGGAGCCGGUGGGGCURAAGAUGUCCUGUGCUGACCUGGCCCCUCUCCAGAGCUCCCGCCUGCCUUAGCCAGCACCCCGCCAGCGAUGGCCUCAGCGCCCCAGUGAGGGACAAAAGGACRAGGAGCGAGUGUCCCCAGCACUGCCACACCCCUGGAGCCAUGGAGGCCCCUCCGGAUGUGCCCGUGGGGAACCUCAUUGACUUUGACACCGAAACGCCCGCCUGCGACCCCUCAGAGCCCGCUCCUCCCGCCGCUCCCAGCGACAACGGGCACCUGGGGGACACGGGGGACGUGGCCGCGGAGGAGAGCGAUGCCACCGAGUCCGCAGACAGCGAGAACGACAUGGGRGACUCUCCCGGCCACUGGGGUGGCUACCGCCGCUCCUCCUCCAACGAGUCCUUCUCCUCCAGCCAGAGCACGGAGUCGGCGCGGGACGAGGCCACGGCAGAGCGCCGCGAGUUCAUGCGGAGUUACGUGGAGAAGAUCUUCACCGGGGCAGAGGAUUUGGACCAAGAGGAGAAGGCCAGGUUUGGGGAGCUCUGCAGCAGCGAGAACGGGAAGGGCAGGGAGUGGUUCGCCAGAUAUGUGAGCGCCCAGCGCUGCAACUCCAAAUGUGUCUCAGAGCAAACCUUCUAUCGCCUGAUGCAGUCCUUCGCCCUCGUGCUCUUUGAGUGUCACCAGAUGGACGAUUUCAGCCCUGCCAAGAACCUCAUGACCAUGUGUUUCACCUAUUACUACAUAGGAAAGCCUCACGCCCUGCCCUUGGAGGCCAAGGARAAGCCCACGGGCAGCAUCGACUCGUACCUGAAAUCAGCCAACACCUGGCUGGCGGAGAAGAAGGACAUCGCAGAGCGGCUGCUGAAAAACACCUCGGCCAAGACAGAGAACGUCAAGGGCUUCUUUGGGGGCCUGGAGACCAAACUGAAGGGUCCUGCCACCAAAAAGAGCGAYGAAGGUGAGGACAAACCGAAGGAGAAGCUGAAGAAGACGGGUGAGUGCAGCCAGCCCGAGGAGGAGAAGAAGGGCGAGAAGAUCUACCUGUACAUGCACCUCAAGCAGCAGCCCAUCUGGCACAACCUGCGGUUCUGGAACGCCGCCUUCUUCGACGCCGUGCACUGCGAGCGCAGGAAGAGGUCCCCCACCACCAGAGGGAACACUGGGGAGGAAGAGGAGAAGAGGGAGAAGUGGUGCCACAUGACGCAGGAGGAGCGCGACGACAGCCUGCGUUUUUCACCCAGAGCAUCUCUGUCCUCCCUCAGCACCUUCAUCCACAACAUGCUGGCGUUCGGCCUCAGCAAGAAGCUCUGCAGCGAUUUCCUGAAGAAGCARGCGACCAUCGGCAAUUUGGAUGAAGAGCAGUACAAGCUGCUCAGUGACCACAUCGAGCAGAUGGCCGCGGAGUAGCCGCGUGUGGCGGCGGAGAGACGGCGGCCRGGCAGGUGGGGAGCGGAGAGGAACCCACCUCCGGGGCUACCUGAGGCUGAAGCUGGGCUACCGACAAAACCAACCGCACACACGAGCUGCAAUAAAACCUGCAUGACCAUCCACCAAACUCUAGAGCUGCCCCAGGGCAGCCUGUAGACAUAGGAGCCAAACAGCCCCCGCCCUCGCCAGACCCUCCCGCCUCUGUUUUUGGAGUAGACGGUCCCAAAAGUGACUUUUGUUGGUUAAAAUCAAUACAAAACACGAGGGGAAAGCAGGAGGAGCGUGGCUGUGCAGCCCCCAGGCGCUGGGUGUGCAGCCCCCCGGUGAAAUGCUGGUGUCUGGUGGUGAAUCCAGAGCUGUCCAAAGCUGCCUUUCCCUCGCUGAUGCUGGAGCUGCACCAGGGAUGCAGGAGGGGAGGCAGGGACCUCAUCCAGCUCAGUCAGGCUGUGUGCUGUCCACAGGGCUGUCACCAUUCCUGGGGACAUGGGCGAUGUGGGGUUUGCUGGAGGCAGAGUUGGCACUGGGAGAGCGCUGCCGCCACCCUCGGUGUGCGGCUCCUUGGGGACUGGGGGGAAAUCCAUCCCUGGGGAAACCUUCCCUGUGCUGCCCGUGUGGGUUUGUACCUCRGGGCAAAGGGAGAGCAGUUUGCUCCAUGUCGUUAGCCUGGAUCAGUAGGAAAAAAGCCAUGGCCUUGGGCGGGAUUGCGGGAAGGGGAGGCAGAGGAGCUCGGCGUGGCUGGGGAGGGGACAACGCGUCCUCCCUGUCCCUGCUGCCUGUCAGAGUGGGGAUGCUGCUGGAUUGGGACAUUYCCCAAAGCCUCCUGCCUUCCCGUGGCAGUGGAUUAAUUGUCCUCCUUCCCCGGACUGCUCCUCUCUGGCCUCUCCUUCCCCAGCUCUUGGCUGCAGCUGCUCAUCCAUCAAACCUCAAACUGUCCUAAGGACAUCUCCUCUUCUGCUCCAGGGGUGGCAGCUCCCACCACGCAGCAGAUCUGCUUUAUCCCCUUGGACCCUGGUGUUUGCAGAGAGGCUGGGGACGUGGGGACAUGCUGGGGACAUCACUGGGGACACGGGGAUGUCACUGCUCCCCUCUGCAAGGAGCAGCCCACAGGGACAGAAACCCCCAGCCCUGCACAGCCAAGGGUCCAACAGAGCCUCACCCCAAAAACUUCAUCCUGGAGCACAAGUCCAGGUUUGAAGAGCCCAUCAAUYCCUUUUUCCCUGUGCUGUAUCCCAUAGGAAAUAGCAUAAAAGGAUAUUUUUUUUUUUUCAUGUAGCUCUUGGCUCAGUGAUGCUUUUACCUCAGCUGGGCUUCCCUUGCUGCUGGGGUUGGGACCUGGCUCCGUUCUGGGUGUUGUAGGAAGGAUGGAUCCAGCAUUCAGUUUUCCCCUGGCCAUUCCCAAACCUGGGCAGAGUUACAGGAGAAGGGUUUUUGUUGGGGUGAGGGGCUGAUAAUUGUCCCAWAUCCCAAUGAACACAUUCCUGAGGGACAAAAUGUGCUGGCCCAUGAGCACCUCRGCAUCCUGGAGCAUCCCAUCCCCAUGGCAUCCCUGUCUCUGUCUCCACUCAGGUCUUUCCCAAAUCCUCCUUCAUUUCUUUAUUAUUAUUAUUAUUAUUUUUUCCAACAUAAAAAGAAAAAAAGGUUCAGCGCUGAAGUAUAUAUUAUUUGCAUGUGUAUUUUUCUAUAAAAAACAAUUAAAAUCCAAUAAAAAAUAGCCAUAAACCCUCCUCGACCGGGGCUGUGUGAAGGAUGGGGUGAGAGAGAAAGARAGAGAGAUUGGAAUAAAUGAUCUUA
Messenger RNA from Malurus melanocephalus (red-backed fairy wren), 3720 nucleotides. Its product is annotated as KIAA0513 ortholog. NCBI's taxonomy places the organism in Eukaryota, Metazoa, Chordata, Aves, Passeriformes, Maluridae. The record is from RefSeq and is a predicted model, not a curated record.